AUGCCAGCUAGCGUCAUUGAGACCAUGAAUGGGCCUCUCAAGCACAACUCCAAGGCUCGGCGUCAGCAAGGGCUGAAAGGACUGAGCUCUAAAACCCUGUAUCGCGCAUGGCGGGCAAAGCUUGUUACUGAUAGAAACCGUUCUAGUAGACGAGUACAAACACCACUUGACUUCACCAUUCUCCACAAGAAGACUCAUACGGCUCGGCUUUGCUUUAAACUCCUGGAGGCGGAGCCUCUACAAACUUUUAACAAUAAUUAUGAGAAGGUCAAAGCCGAUUGGGAUUGGCUCAAGGACAAGACUAACAUCCCGAACGUUACUUCAAGCUCCGAUCAUCGCAUCGUUUGCUCGUUCAAAGUGAUUGACCUCGUGAUUGGCGAGGCCCAAAGCUCGACUCUACUUCGUCGACUGGCCUAUGUCCGUUUAAUGGAUCUCCUCUCUUUCCUCGAGGAAGUCAUUAGUUUCGAAAGGAAGUCAGGGCGCAUGAUACGGGAGCGGUAUUAUACCAACGCCAGUAUUGCUCUUGACAUAUAUAUGACAGCUCAGGAAGACUUAUCAAAUCCCGAUGUUCUACGUCGAGAGCUCCAAGAACGAACACAAGUAGGUAAAUGGUGGAAAACGCUAUCCAAGCCAUCUCCCCUACUAGUUCUCAUGUACUCUGAGGCAGCAGAUUCGAUUAUGUGA
This is a messenger RNA of Fusarium oxysporum Fo47, 684 nucleotides long. RefSeq lists its product as uncharacterized. NCBI's taxonomy places the organism in Eukaryota, Fungi, Ascomycota, Sordariomycetes, Hypocreales, Nectriaceae. The record is from RefSeq and is a predicted model, not a curated record. The coding region runs from base 1 to 684 and encodes 227 amino acids. The transcript has a single exon.